AUGGCUGACGACACCAUGGCUGACAAAUCAGCAAGCCCUUCAGGAGGCUCCGAGGGCAUGAAGGAUGAGGAACGUCCCGCUCAGCGGUACCUUGAAGCUCCUUCAGACUUGCGCAUUGAUGGCGGACCAGGCUGGCCAGUUGAACACAACCCCCUACAGCGAGACUUGACCAAGGGCGACGACUACAAGAAGAAGAUUUCCGACGAGAAGGAAAAGUAG
Anthostomella pinea is the source of this 219-nucleotide messenger RNA. The record is from the annotation of a GenBank genome assembly. Lineage: Eukaryota; Fungi; Ascomycota; Sordariomycetes; Xylariales; Xylariaceae.